Molecule: messenger RNA, 699 nt
Organism: Ostertagia ostertagi
Lineage: Eukaryota; Metazoa; Nematoda; Chromadorea; Rhabditida; Trichostrongylidae
Source: the annotation of a GenBank genome assembly
AUGGAAAAUUAUGCGUCUAGUCUGGAGGAUGAAGUCGAGGAAAGAACAAAAGAGCUGGUGGAAGAAAAGAAGAAAAGCGAUCUGCUGCUCUACAGAAUGCUUCCACAGCAAGUGGCUGAUCACCUCAAACUCGGACAGGCGGUAGAACCGGAAAUGUAUGAGUCGGCAACAGUCUUCUUUUCGGAUGUUGUUUCUUUCACAACUAUCGCUGCAAAAGGUUCACCACUACAGGUUGUAAACCUCCUCAAUCUUGUCUACACGACAUUUGACAGUAUAAUAGACGAUCACGAUGUCUACAAGGUUGAAACAAUUGGCGAUGCGUACCUAUGUGUCAGUGGCGUGCCUCGUCGGAAUGGACGAAAUCACAUCAAGGAAAUUUGCAGUAUGUCACUGGGCUUCAUGAAAGCUCUGACCGAUUUUCGUAUACCUUACCUACCGGAAGAACGACUUAAUCUGAGGAUAGGAGUACAUACAGGUUCGGUGGUUGCCGGCGUGGUCGGUCACGCAAUGCCUCGAUACUGCUUGUUUGGAGACACCGUGAACACCGCCAGUCGAAUGGAAACCAAUGGAAAACGUAAAGGUUGCACGUUCACAUUAAUCUCAUCUCCAUUCCCGCGCCAGAAAAAAAGUGGCUGCAAUGAAUGCCGCUUGCCUUCACCGUGUGACAGUGCACCGCUCCUGAACAACCUAAUCAGCAAA